AUGUUGGGAAGCACCACCAAGAGCUUCUCCGACAUAGUGAUGAUGGGGAAAAUGAUAGAAAAUACUGUGAGAAGCGGUAAGAUAGAAUCGAGGGAGAGUACGAGGAAGUUGGCCCCGAGAAAAAGAGAUAAUGAAGUGAACAACACGAGCACAUUCAACAAAGGGCAAUCCAAGUCAUUCACCGUAAAUCAACCCAAGACGGUGACCACCAAUCAACAAAGCUCUCCCCUGUAUCCCAAAUGGUAUGACACAAACGCCCAAUGUGAAUACCACGCGGGAAUUACUGGGCACUCUAUUGAAAACUGCACUGCGUUCAAGAAAGUAGUCGAAAGACUCAUUAAGAUGGGGAUCGUGAGAUUUGAUGACUUAACCACACCCAACGUAGUAAGAAACCCACUCCCCAAUCAUUCUGACCAAGGAGUUAAUGGGAUAAGUGAAGGCAUGAGCAAGAAGAUUAAGUGUGAGGUUGCAGAAGUCAGGACCCUGUUGAGACGGGUGUGGAAGGAGAUGGUUAAGAGAGGGUUGAUCGUGUCGGAUUCAAGGGAAGUAUCUGAAGAAGUGAGAAACUACUGCGAGUUUCACAACAAGGUGGGGCAUGAAAUCCAAGAUUACGUGGAGUUCAAAGCCUUAGUACAGAACAUGAUGAACAAUAGGGAAAUUGAGUUUUAUGAAGAAGCUAAAAACCCCGUAGAGGGAGAUAUAUGUGCAUCGGAGGGAGAAUCAAAGGCGCAGAUUCAAACAGCUAACUACCCCAUGGUUAUCAUAUCGAGACCCAAAAAUAAUGAAGCUGGAGUACAAAUGCCACCGAGGGUCAUAAUUCAAAGACCCGCAGUCUUCCCCUACAAAGACAGCAAAAAGGUCCCAUGGAAUUAUGAUUGUAACGUGACGAUUUCGGGGAAGGAAAGCCUGGUGGAUGCUUCCAAAGAGGGUCAAGAUAGGGGCUCCUAUACACGUAGCAGAAAACGUUACGAUAUAGCAAAUGAGGAGACACAACCCAUAAAAGGAAAAGCCCCAGCGGUCGAGGAGAUGAAGGAUAAAGCGACCAAACGGGUUAACAAGCCAGUUAACAAGGAGGAGGCCAAGGAGUUUUUAAAAUUCCUAAAACAUGGCGAAUACAGUGUGGUGGAACAGCUACAUAAACAACCAGCCUGUAUCUCAUUGCUAGCCUUACUUCUAAGCUCAGAAGUUCAUUGCAGCGCUCUGAUGAAGGUCUUGAAUGAAACAUACGUUGCCAAUGAUAUCUUCGUUAACAAGCUGGGCCAUUUGGUUAGCAACAUAAGUGUCGACAAUUAUCUUUUCUUCAAUGACGAUGAGAUACCACCCGGGGGCAUGGGGUCGACUAAAGCUUUGCAUAUCACCACGCGCUGUAAAGGGUAUACGCUGCUAGGUGUACUGAUUGACAAUGGAUCGGCUUUGAACCUGGAAUCGGAGGGGAGGUUGAUAACGAUCAAGGCUGAAGAGGAUAUUAUUGCAACUGUGAGCAAUAACGCGUCCUAUUUGGAGAUAGAUGACGAGGCAAUUGAAUGUUUAUUUCGAUUUUUGGAAUUUGUUAAUGCAACCUUCAUCUCCGAGGGAAGCAAGAUUUUGGUGCCAAGAUUGUCUAAAACCACGAGGAUGAGCCUACAGUUGACGAUUGGAAAAGGGGCCCUACCCGGAAGAGGACUUGGAAGACAUCUACAAGGAAGGGUUUAA
Gossypium arboreum is the source of this 1692-nucleotide messenger RNA. RefSeq lists its product as uncharacterized. NCBI's taxonomy places the organism in Eukaryota, Viridiplantae, Streptophyta, Magnoliopsida, Malvales, Malvaceae. The record is from RefSeq and is a predicted model, not a curated record. The coding region runs from base 1 to 1692 and encodes 563 amino acids. The transcript has 3 exons.